This is a messenger RNA of Heterobasidion irregulare TC 32-1, 798 nucleotides long. RefSeq lists its product as uncharacterized. The transcript has 7 exons. The record is from RefSeq and is a predicted model, not a curated record. Gene Ontology annotation, biological process: regulation of DNA-templated transcription. The coding region runs from base 1 to 798 and encodes 265 amino acids. Gene Ontology annotation, cellular component: chromatin; nucleus. Lineage: Eukaryota; Fungi; Basidiomycota; Agaricomycetes; Russulales; Bondarzewiaceae. Gene Ontology annotation, molecular function: histone H3K36 methyltransferase activity; protein binding.
AUGUCUACAGAUGACGAUGAUUUUCUCACUGUCGAGACAUAUUCAGAGGAUGGCAAGAUUUCCAAGACUACACACGUUCCCGUACAGACUGCAUCUAUAUCCUCGUUACCCGAGCUCAAGCCAUACAGUGCGUAUGAGGGGUGCACUCCAAUAAGCCGCAACAUCUUUCUUGGCGACGACUCCGACCACUUACCCUUCAUCCCAUUUGCCGAUGACCCAGGGUUUGAUUGGGCCGAAAAUGCCGAAUUUUUCACAUAUUUAGCCUGGGAAAGCCGAUUCUUUGAUCCUGACCAGGACUUGAUCAUUCUAGAAGCUGCAUCGCGUCUUCAACGAGCAUGGUCUAUCACUCCAGAACAAAUGGACAAAAUGACCGUAUUUCCGCGGUCACUUUUAUCACAACCAGAGCAGGCCGUCCAAAGAUCGUUGGAGGUACGAGAGUCUGACCAUGGCCUUGGGUUAUUCACCACCGAGCCUGUAAAGGAGGAUGAAUUCGUGCUCGAGUAUGUUGGAGAAAUCAUAUACGGAAGCACAAUCGACUCCCGCGACGCAUUGGCUAGACAUAGGACGCGCAACUAUGUUUUCGGACUCGACACCACAUUCGCAAUUGAUGCUACAUCAGCUGGCAAUAUCUCGCGCUAUAUCAACCAUGCAGACGACGCAAACUGCUAUUCCCGUUUACUUCAAGUGAACGAUGAAAAUCGGAUUGGUAUCUUUGCCAUCAGGGACAUUGAACCUGGGGAAGAAAUCUCGAUCAAUUAUGGAACACAAUUCUUCCAAGCUGAUGAGGCAGUACCAUAG